Messenger RNA from Nerophis lumbriciformis (worm pipefish), 2085 nucleotides. Lineage: Eukaryota; Metazoa; Chordata; Actinopteri; Syngnathiformes; Syngnathidae. The record is from RefSeq and is a predicted model, not a curated record.
AUGCAGAGAAGCAGAGUGUCCGGGCCAGCCGAGCCCCGCCCACUACCCAUAGACUUUCAGAGACGCUCUGCGUCCAUGUACACACAACGGUCUUUUGUCAUUUCAGGAAAUGUCAGCAGCACGGCUUUGUUCGAGGCCACGGAGAGGAAUUGUUCCCUAUCACCACCGUAUCUCCCCAGCACAGCCGUGAACAGCAGUCUCCAGCUGCGGGACUUGCGAGAACGAAUGCUCUCCUCCAACGUCUCCGCCUACAUUAUCCCGGGCACGGACGCCCACUUGAGCGAGUACAUUGCACCACGUGACGCAAGGUUGGCCUUCAUGACGGGCUUUACAGGCUCUGCAGGCACGGCCAUUGUCACGCCGAGCAAAGCGGCGCUGUGGACGGACAGCCGCUACUGGGUUCAAGCGGAGAGACAGAUGGACUGCAACUGGGAGCUCCAACGAGACGUGUACAUUAGCAGCAUAGCGGAGUGGCUCAUCUCUGAAGUACCGCAAGGAGGCAAGAUUGGCUUUGACCCUUUCCUCUUCUCGCUCAAAACGCAGGAAGAGUACAAAAUGAGUCUGGAGUCCAGCAAUCGGAGCCUCAAGUCGAUGCCUGGCAACCUGGUGGACCUAGUGUGGAAGGAUAGGCCCGCCAUCCCGCCUGACAGUCUCAUCCGCCUGCCGGACAGAGUCAUACAAAGGUCCUGGCAGAUGAAAGUGAAACAAAUCCGGAAUCAAAUGAAGGACAAUCCCUACGAACCCACUGCUCUCCUGCUGUCAGCGCUUGAUGAAACCGCAUGGCUGUUUAAUAUGCGCGGCAACGACAUUCCGUACAACCCUUUCUUCUACUCUUACACUCUGCUGACCAUGGAUGAGAUCUGGCUCUUUUUGCACAAAGAAAGAGUGACAGAGGAGCUGAAGGUGUACCUAAACGCGUCAUGUAGCGGGCCUUUCUGCGUGCAGUUGAAAAGCUACGACACCGUAUUGGAUCACCUAAAGGAGUACGUGAACAGUCGGCCGGGAAUCAAAGUGUGGAUUGGCACCGAGUAUACUAACUAUGCUCUAUAUGAGGUCAUAAAAACUGAGGACAAAUUCAUGACCAGCUCAUAUUCGCCGGUGUUGACCACCAAAGCUGUGAAAGAUGACACGGAGCAGCGCAUUUUAAGGGAUGCUCAUGUGAGAGACGCAGUGGCAGUCAUCCAGCUUCUCAUGUGGUUAGAGAAAGUGGUACCGGCGGGGAAGGAGACUGAGCUUAGCGCCUCGGCGUACGUCAAUCACUGUCGCAGCAAACAGAAGGACAACAAGGGCCCGAGUUUUGAGACGAUAUCUGCAAGCGGACCCAAUGCUGCACUGGCACAUUACAGCCCAACAGCGGAAAGCAACAGGAAGCUGACAGUGGAUGAGAUGUAUUUGGUAGACUCUGGUGGCCAGUAUCUAGACGGGACCACUGAUAUUACUAGGACAGUCCACUGGGGAACCCCCACCGCUAUGCAAAAGGAGGCCUUCACCAGAGUGCUAAUGGGAAAUAUUGAAAUAUCUAGAACAAUAUUGCCUUCAGGGACCAGAGGUGUCAACAUGGAGAUGCUGGGCCGCAGAGCAUUGUGGGAAGUGGGCCUCAACUACGGCCAUGGCACAGGACACGGGGUCGGCAACUAUUUCGGGGUUCAUGAAUGGCCUGUUGGUUUUCAGAGUAACAACAUUCCCUUUCAAGAAGGCAUGUUUACAUCAAUAGAACCAGGUUAUUACAAAGAGAACGACUUUGGGAUCCGCAUUGAAGACAUUGCAGUGGUUGUGCCUGCCCAAACAAAGUAUGGUCAUAAUUACUUGACAUUUGACACCGUGUCCAUGGUUCCGUACGACAGAAAGUUGAUUGACACCUCUCUUCUGAGCCCAGUCCAGUUGCAGUGGUUGAAUAAAUACUACGAGACCAUUCGGACAUUGAUGAGUCCGGAGCUGGACCGUCAGGGCCUCUACGAGGAGAAGAACUGGAUGUUAAAACAUACGGAACCCUUCGCGGAGUCCGGAUCGUCUUCAUCUGUCUGCUCCUCUACGCUCACGCUUGUCACUUUGGCUAUUGCUGUACUGUACAGUGUUGCACUCUAA